GUAGGUGGCUCAACCCCGCCUCCCAAGUGAAGGCUGCGAAGGCUGCUUCUGCGCCGCUGCUCUCCCCGGGAUGGCUGCUCUGCUUGUAAACAAGCCUGGAGCUGGACUAGACAGUGGCCGGCAAGGCAGCCGGGGGACGGCCGUGGUGAAGGUGCUGGAGUGUGGAGUUUGUGAAGAUGUCUUUUCCUUACAAGGAGACAAAGUACCUCGCCUUCUGCUGUGCGGCCACACUGUCUGUCACGACUGCCUCACCCGCCUCCCUCUUCAUGGGAGAGCAAUCCGCUGCCCGUUUGAUCGCCAAGUAACAGACCUCGGAGAUUCCGGAGUCUGGGGAUUGAAAAAAAAUUUUGCUUUAUUGGAGCUCUUGGAACGACUGCAGAAUGGACAUAUUGGUCAGUAUGGAGCUGCAGAAGAAGCCAUUGGGAUAUCUGGAGAGAGCAUUAUUCGUUGUGAUGAAGAUGAAGCUCAUGUUGCAUCUGUAUACUGCACUGUAUGUGCAACUCACUUGUGCUCAGAGUGUUCCCAAGGUACUCAUUCUACAAAGACUUUAGCAAAGCACAGGCGAGUGCCUCUAGCUGAUAAACCUCAUGAGAAAACCAUGUGCUCUCAGCACCAGGUGCAUGCCAUUGAGUUUGUUUGUUUGGAAGAAGGUUGUCAAAGUAGCCCACUCAUGUGCUGUGUCUGCAAAGAAUACGGAAAACACCAAGGUCACAAGCAUUCAGUACUGGAACCAGAAGCUAAUCAGAUUCGAGCAUCAAUUUUAGAUAUGGCUCACUGCAUACGGACGUUCACUGAGGAAAUAGCAGAUUAUUCCAGAAAACUAGUUGGAAUUGUUCAGCACAUUGAAGGUGGAGAACAAAUAGUUGAAGAUGGAAUUGGAAUGGCUCACACAGAACAUGUACCAGGUACUGCAGAGAAUGCUCGAUCAUGUGUCCGAGCUUAUUUUUCUGAUCUACAUGAAACUCUGUGUCGACAAGAAGAAAUGGCUCUAAGUGUUGUUGAUGCUCAUGUUCGUGAAAAGCUAAUUUGGCUCAGGCAGCAACAGGAAGAUAUGACUAUUUUGUUGUCUCAGGUUUCAACAGCCUGCCUCCAUUGUGAAAAGACUUUACAACAGGAUGAUUGCAGAGUUGUCUUGGCAAAACAAGAAAUUACAAGGUUACUGGAAACACUGCAGAAGCAGCAACAGCAGUUUACAGAAGUUGCAGAUCACAUUCAAUUGGAUGCCAGCAUCCCUGUCACUUUUACAAAGGACAAUAGAGUUCACAUUGGACCAAAAAUGGAAAUUCGAGUUGUCACAUUAGGAUUGGAUGGUGCUGGAAAAACUACUAUUUUGUUUAAAUUGAAACAGGAUGAAUUUAUGCAGCCCAUUCCAACAAUUGGUUUUAAUGUGGAAACCGUUGAAUAUAAAAAUCUGAAAUUCACUAUUUGGGAUGUAGGUGGAAAACACAAGUUAAGACCAUUGUGGAAACAUUAUUACCUUAAUACCCAAGCUGUUGUAUUUGUUGUUGAUAGCAGUCAUAGAGACAGAAUUAGUGAAGCACAUAGUGAACUUGCAAAGUUGUUAACGGAAAAAGAACUCCGAGAUGCUUUGCUACUGAUUUUUGCUAAUAAACAGGAUGUUGCUGGAGCACUAUCAGUAGAAGAAAUCACUGAACUGCUCAGUCUCCAUAAACUGUGCUGUGGCCGUAGCUGGUAUAUUCAGGGCUGUGAUGCUCGAAGUGGUAUGGGGCUGUACGAAGGGUUAGACUGGCUCUCACGGCAACUUGUGGCCGCAGGAGUACUGGAUGUUGCUUGAUUUAAAAUGUAGCAGUUCUGUAAAGUUUUGUGUUUUAAGAGUUAUUUUUCACGUUAUAUGUUAUAAGAAAUUCUACACCUCAAAGAUGAUUAGCAAAAGGAAUCUUAAACUGGGAAUUAAGUACACUAUUGCUUAAAAAAAGUUAUUUUGUGGCCAAAUUUAAGUAUCUGAGCAGUUUGUGUUAAAUAGAGAUUUCUUGAGUAUACAUUUAAAAAGUACAUGUAAUUUAAAUUUUUCAGAGUGGUGACUCACAUAUUGGGAAAGAAGUAGUCAGAGAAAGAAUAAGUGAAGGUUUAUUCUUUCAGUGAAAAAGGAAUAGCUGUCUAGUAGAACCUCUGUGUGAAGAAUGGAGGUACAGCUUCUUCCUUAGCCUGCCUUUUCACUGACUUGUGGCAGUAAUUAGAAAUGAGAUAGUAGGCAAACUGCACCUUUGGGUAAUAUGAUUACUUUUAUGUUCCAUGUAACAGAACACCUUUAAUGCUAAAAACUAUAAGCUAAAGAUUUAAGAUAUUUUAUAUAGUGUUUUAUUAAAACAUUCUCCUAAAGCAUUUUAUAUGAAACAGUGAGACAGAGUGAAAUGUUAUUUAACUAGACCUGAUGGUCAGAUUAGUACUAUAUUGAAAUAAGAAACUGUGAAAGUCAUCUGAUCUUCACUUAUGAAAGACUCAUUUCCAGGACUGAACCUGGGCUUAUGUGGUACAUCCUAGGUCAGAGUUCUAACUUGGUCCUUCUAUUUUUCAACAUAUUUAAAAUAAAAUUUUUUAGAAUAAUAUCAGAUCCUUUGUGGGAUUGACUAUAGAUAAAACAUAGUAAGUCACACAGAAGAUCAGUGUCAGCUUUAUACACAAUGUAGAGAAUUAUAGAAAACUACUUUUUAAGAAAAAUUAUAUAAGCAGUGAGAAAUGCUUCUUACUUUAGAAUAUUUCCCCAAAUGAGCACAUUUAUCUCAAUAAUAAAAUGUGAUCAAGGCUCAUGACGAGGCUUUGAAAAGUUAUUUAAGAGGAAAAAUAGGUCUAAAGGAAAAAAAAUAUUCCAAGAGUUUACAUUUAGUAUGCAGUGUUGUGAUUAAAGAUAUUUUAUUCUCUUCAUUUUCAUUUUCAAAAGAUAUUCUCUUAGGGAAGCACGAUUUAUUAUAUUUAAAUGAGCUACACUGAGAUUUUUUUUUUAAAUGCUCUUCAUAAUCCAAGAUGAAUUGGAUAUUUAAACUUAUCAGUUGGAACUGUUGUUAAGUGUGGUAAUGUCAGAUGACAAGAUGUUACUUUUGGGUGACAGUGUUUUGGUUCAGUCUUUUCAAAAAAAAAUUUUUUAAACAAAACUUUAAAAAAGCAAAGCAUUAAAAAUCCCAUCAGUGUUAUGGGCAACAUGUAAAUAAGUAAAUCUAUUUUGUCCUUUAUUUUUCAUUUAAAAGGUCAUGCUGUUAUAAGUGUAGUUUGUGUGCAUAAAUAGUAAUUUGGGAUUAAAUUAUUUAAUAAGUGACUGAUUUCAAUUAACUGUGAAAAGUAAAAUAGUAUUGCAUUUGCCUGUGAGCCCUUGAACUGUUUUCUCUACUAGGUAAUUGAAAAAGUGUAACACUAACAUGUGAACAUUCUUGUAAAUUAUUUCACCAAUUUUGUAAUUCUCAUUCUUAGCAUGUAAGUGAAGAUGUUCAAUUUAAAACUUGUUCUUAGGCUUGAUGAUAGUGUAUAUAUCAAGAAAGUGUGUUUGUGAUUUUUCUUAAAGAAAUAUUUUUCUCAGGCUCCUAUUACUGUUUGUGGUUGUAUUUUUUCACUACUGAUUAAUUUAAAUUGUGCAGUUUCCCCUGGGAAAUAUAAAAUUUAAGAAUUUCAUGUUUUAAAAUACAAUAUAUUAGGAUUUGCCAGCUAGAUGAUUUCUGUAUUAAGCCUAAGUAUUAUUGUAUGAUAUACAUAAAGCCAAGUUGUCAAGUAUAUAGCCCUGUUCUCUAAUUCAGGAAUGCUUUAUAACCACCAGAAACCCUUAUUUGAAGUACAUUUAUGAUCAGUACAGACAGCAAUAAAAAUGUUAAAAUCA
This is a messenger RNA of Lepus europaeus (European hare), 3823 nucleotides long. It is a transcript of the gene TRIM23, whose product is annotated as tripartite motif containing 23. Bases 71 to 1795 code for a protein of 574 amino acids. The transcript has 11 exons. The record is from RefSeq and is a predicted model, not a curated record. Gene Ontology annotation, biological process: vesicle-mediated transport; intracellular protein transport. Gene Ontology annotation, molecular function: GTP binding; zinc ion binding; GTPase activity. Gene Ontology annotation, cellular component: cytoplasm; lysosomal membrane; plasma membrane. NCBI's taxonomy places the organism in Eukaryota, Metazoa, Chordata, Mammalia, Lagomorpha, Leporidae.